Molecule: messenger RNA, 936 nt
Organism: Colletotrichum abscissum
Lineage: Eukaryota; Fungi; Ascomycota; Sordariomycetes; Glomerellales; Glomerellaceae
Product: SPFH domain/Band 7 family protein
Exons: 3
Coding region: 1-936 (311 amino acids)
Biological process (GO): mitochondrion organization
Cellular component (GO): membrane; mitochondrion
Source: RefSeq, a predicted model, not a curated record
AUGUCUGGAGGAAGAAAUCCCAUGGAGGAGGCCUACGAGCGCUUCAGGGCCGUCGCUCAACAGCAGCAGAAGCGCGGCGGCUUCGGCGGUGGCGGCAUGCCUGGCGGCCCUCGCGGCGCUGGCAUGGGACUUGCCGGUCUGGUUCUUUUGGGAGGUGCUGCCUUCGUGGCCCAGAAUGCGCUAUUCAACGUCGAUGGUGGCCACAGAGCGAUCAAGUACCGGAGGACAACGGGUGUGAGCAAGGAGAUCUACAGCGAAGGAACCCACUUGAUCAUCCCCUGGUUCGAGACCCCCGUCACCUACGAUGUUCGCGCGAAGCCCAGAAACGUCGCCUCUCUCACUGGAACCAAGGACUUACAGAUGGUCAACAUCACCUGCCGUGUUCUUUCCAGGCCUGAUGUUAAGGCCCUGCCUCAGAUCUACCGCACUCUCGGCACAGACUACGACGAGAGAGUGCUUCCAUCCAUCGUCAAUGAGGUUCUGAAGAGCGUUGUUGCUCAAUUCAACGCUUCCCAACUCAUUACCCAGAGAGAGAUGGUUGCCAAGUUGGUUCGCGAGAACCUCUCCCGCCGUGCUGCACGGUUUAAUAUUCUGCUGGACGAUGUGUCCCUGACGCACCUUGCCUUUUCCCCGGAAUUCACAGCUGCCGUUGAGGCGAAGCAGGUUGCCCAGCAAGAGGCUCAGCGCGCGGCGUUCGUUGUCGACAAGGCUCGCCAGGAGAAGCAGGCCAUGGUUGUCAAGGCCCAGGGUGAGGCUCGCUCUGCUGAGCUGAUUGGAGAUGCCAUCAAGAAGAGCAAGGCCUACGUCGAGCUGAAGAAGAUUGAGAACGCGCGCGCCAUUGCUCAACAGAUGCAGGAGUCCGGCAGCAAGAACCGUUUGUUGCUUGACUCUGAGGGACUGGGCCUGAACGUGUUUGAUGAUAGCGAGAAGAAAUAA